CAGCAUCUCGAUGUUUCAAUCGGUGGGCGAGGAGAGAAGGUGCGCAUGUAGAAAAUGGGCCGCGCAUUUCUCCUGUGGGCUUUUAUAUCCACCGAUUUGACAGCAUCCCUCUGCUGGUGAUGCUCGACGCAGAUGUUGCCGCGAGGAGCGGGUUUGGCGGAGGAGCGCGGUGCCUUGCAUCGCCUUGUUUGUGCAUUUCUGCGCAGUUAUCUGUCCUCUUCGUCUUCUGAUCAAACGGCGUCACAUGCAGCUGAAAAGCUCUUUAACGCAUCAGAUAAAAUGUCUCUGGGUGAAUGCAGCAGCCCACAGGAUUUGGACCAACACCAGAGGCCAGCAUGCUCGGACCAGAGGACGUUUCUUCUAUAACGAGCGCGAAUCAAACUUACUAGAUUUUGGCACUUAGCAUCAAUUUAAGACUCAGCCAUGGGGGAUGAGAGCAGCCUGUCCCGGCAGAUAGAGAGUGUGGAGAGGAGCAUGGUCUUCCUCAGACAGGAACACCUCACUUUACUCCAUGGCCUCCAUCUGGAGAUCCUCUCCUUGCAGAAACGAUGCUCAGAGCUGACAAAUGAGCUGAAGGUGAAGCCUCCAGGCAGAAGCCAAAUAGAGCUACAGGAAGAAGAGGAGCUCCUGGAGGCCCAAUACCGACAGAUGGAAAACCGUCUGGCCGAGCGGGAGAGCACCUUAGGAGAGCUUCAUAAGGAGCUGAGUCAUAAGGGGGUUCUGGUGGGAGCCCUCAGAGCCAAUCUCAAGGAAAAGGAGCGCCAUUUCCUAGAGGAGCUUAAACGCCGCAGCCACUGCUCCACCAUCCUCAACACAGAGCUGCAGAAACAAACAGAGGCAGCAGCGUACCUCUCCUUCCAGCUGCACGCUGCCAGGCAGAAACUACACCACCAGCGGAUGCAGCAGAGGCAGGGACUCCUCAGCAGAGCCAACAGCCAGGGGUCCCAGUAUGGUGCUGAGCAGAACUCCGUUUCCUCUCCACUGAUGCCAUCAGGAGCUUCCCCUUCCUCCCCUGUGGUCAAACCUAAGCGUAAGAGUGUGAGGGCAUCUUCGAGAGUAGAGCGUGCCCGCGAGUGUGUGCCUAUAGAGAAAGUGCUGGGCCCCGCAGAGCCCACGGCCAUGCCUGACCCUGCGCUCUUCCUCCACCCACGAAGGCACAGGGCUCGCUCUCGGCACACUGCGGCACAGAGACAGCCUUCGCUUGGCCUGGAGAAGGAGGAUGAGGAGGAAGGAGGAGGGGAGGGGCCAGUGGAGCCCCAGGAAGAAGCUGCAAAACUGGUUUCUUCAGCUGCAGCGCCCCCUGCUGCUGAAACCAAAGCAGAUUAACAACAACUAUGACCUGUGCUUGUGACUGCAGCUUGUAUGAUUAUCUACUGUCAGACUGUUACUGCUGUUACCUUUGGUCCUGCACCUUGAUUGAACUGAGACUGGUUUUAGCUUUUGAAUUAUAUUACACUUAUUGUGACACUUUUUUAAAACAAGGACUUUGAUAUAUAGCGUACAUUAAUUGCAAAGCAAAACUAAGUAAAUGUCACUUUAAUUCAGUCUUAAAGUUGAAUUAGGUAUCUGUUUACACUGGUGUCACAUGCUCAUUUUCCUCUGGGGCCUUAUUUCAAAGUAACCCCUUUCAGAUGAACAGUGAUGUGAGUAGCAGACAUUUAGUCAGAGUCCUGAUGUGUGGCCCAACCAACUGUGACCCCUCAAAGUCAACCAUAAAUCAACCAUGUGACCAAAUGUUUGUGUGUCCCCUGACUGAGACACAGCUGAAAAUACCCAGAGUGCUGUGCACAUCCGUGUUUGUCCUACAUGUGAAAACAUUUUUUUUUUUUUGGAAAGUAGUGGUUCUUAUUAUGUUUCAACAACAGCAGACAGGCAUGGUAUUUUUGUUAAAUAUUUCAUCAGUUACAACAGCACAUCACAUAUUUGCUUAAAAUAUCAUUGCUUUAAGAUUUUUUUUAUGUCUGGUUAUACAUAUAAGCCCUAAAUCCACUAGUAGCAGCACUUUAGGGAACACCACUGCAAGGGAAAACUUUAUUUGAUACAAGGCCUGCUAAUACAACCUUAGUUCCAAAAAAGCUGGGGCACUGUGUGAAAUGUAAAAACCUAAUGCAAUGAUUUACAAAUCUCAUAAACCUAUAUUUUAUUCACAAUAGAACAUG
Molecule: messenger RNA, 2159 nt
Organism: Cheilinus undulatus (humphead wrasse)
Lineage: Eukaryota; Metazoa; Chordata; Actinopteri; Labriformes; Labridae
Product: coiled-coil domain-containing protein 92
Exons: 4
Coding region: 424-1326 (300 amino acids)
Source: RefSeq, a predicted model, not a curated record